Molecule: messenger RNA, 966 nt
Organism: Symbiodinium sp. CCMP2592
Lineage: Eukaryota; Dinophyceae; Suessiales; Symbiodiniaceae
Source: the annotation of a GenBank genome assembly
AUGGGCCUGUCGAAGUCAGCGGCGCGCGGUGGCUGCACCGAAGGUUUAUCUCGCUGCAAAGGUCGGCGAGGAGCUUGCGCAGUCUUGGCCAGCUCUUUGAGAUGCGUCGGGUCAGCACUUUGCGAUAGCCAGCUAUCCAAGACGGCUCACAGGCCCGCAGCCACACCGGAAGACCCUUCCGAGAGAGAUGUCAAAUCUGGUCGGCAGCCUGUGGACGUUGAAGUGGAGGCCGGCAAAGCAGAGGAUGCCUGGGACUGGCACUCCGACGAUGCGGGCGUCGAGUCGUCCAUCCCAGCAGUCCGUGCCCUGCCCCAGCGGCCGAAGAUCGUCGAUUCCAUGAGCACGCGGCUAGCGGGCAUCGAGGAUCGCGGAGUACUUGGGCGCUCGGUGGCCACACCUACCUCCAUCAGUACAGAAGCAUCCAACAUCGUCAAGGCAGAUAUACGGAGCGAGUCUUGUGAGACCGACCAUGACUGCCUUUGCAUCCCAGCCGAUGCUUCCUUGCUUGAUGGGGUGCGGUUGCUAGUCCUGCAUCACCUAGCCAAAGGCGUCGAAGACCCGACGGCCAUGACCCCAAGUCAGAAGCAACUUUUCGAGCGUCAUGUCAGACAGUUGGCGGGAUAUGCAGAACAACUGAAGCAGACCUUGCUGAUCUCGCCGCCUUCUCUCAUUGGUGGAGUUCUGCACGAGCCCGGACGAGAUGCCUCCUCCUCCUGCCCAAGUGAACCACCACGGCCAUUGAAACUCAGAGACAGCGAGCUUCUGGAAAUUUACCGAGUGGCCCAGCAGGAGGCUGGGAAGGAAGCAGAUUGGCGUGGUCUGCCGGAUCGAGGGACCUCGGAUGCGUGGCGCUACGAAUGGCUUCGCGAGUUGAGCCUCGCAUCAGAUCGCAAAGGAUCUCACCCAAGCAGAUCGAAGACACCUCGUGCGCCACCCGAGCCUCUGCAGUCUUCCGAGGCAGACUGA